CGUUGAACCUUGACACGAAAGCGUUGAGAAGAUGGACAGCUGAAGGGCAUUGAAUGGCGCGGAUCCUUGCCCGAGGAGCUGCUAGUGGUUGGCAUUCGACGCUUGGACGACGUCAAUCGUACCGUAGUGGGGUAGUCGCGAGCUGGCUGGUGCCCUGAUGCCCCUCUUGACCUCAAAACACGGUGUACAACCAACGCUUCAAUCCCACCACUUUUACCGGAAACUACACAGAAAAUACACUCAGACACCAUGAGCGUCCAAACUGUCGAGCUUCAGCCUUUUCAAGAUCAGAAGCCUGGAACCUCUGGUCUUCGCAAGAAGGUCAAGGUUUUCCAGAAGGAGCACUACUCCGAGUCCUUCAUCACCAGCAUCCUCAAGUCGAUCCCUGAGGGCGCCCAGGACGCUUUCCUCGUCAUUGGCGGUGAUGGUCGUUACUGGAAUCCUGAAGUCACACAGAAGAUUGCGAAGAUCAGUGCAGCCUACGGCGUCAAGAAGCUGUUGAUCGGUCAGGAUGGUAUCCUUAGCACACCAGCUGCUAGCCAUAUCAUCAGGAUCAGGAAGGCUACCGGUGGUAUUCUCCUCACCGCCAGUCACAACCCCGGCGGCCCCGAUGAGGACUUCGGCAUGAAGUACAACCUGGCCAACGGUGCCCCCGCCCCCGAGAGCGUCACGAACAAGAUCUUCGAAACCUCCAAGACUCUUACCUCCUACAAGAUCGCCGACAUUCCCGACGUCGACCUCAGCAAGAUUGGUACACAGCAGUAUGGUGAUCUCGAAGUUGAGAUCAUCCACUCAACUGCAGACUACCUCGAGAUGCUCAAGGACAUCUUCGACUUUGACCUUAUCAAGUCGUUCCUUAAGGAGCACUCAGACUUCAAGGUUCUCUUCGACGGACUGAGCGGUGUUACGGGCUCUUACGGUGUUGACAUCUUCGAGAAGGAGCUGGGAAUUCCCAACAGCACUCAGAACUGCGUGCCCCUGCCAGACUUUGGUGGACACCACCCCGACCCCAACCUUGUCUACGCCAAGUCGCUCGUUGAUGCUGUCGACAAGAACGGCGUUCACUUUGGUGCUGCCAGUGAUGGCGAUGGUGACCGCAACAUGAUCUACGGCGCGAACUCGUUCGUAUCACCUGGUGACAGCCUGGCUAUCAUUGCUCACCACGCCAAACUCAUCCCAUACUUCAAGAAGCAGGGUACUUACGGUCUUGCACGAAGCAUGCCCACAUCGGGUGCGAUUGAUCUGGUAGCAAAGAAGCAGGGCGUCGAAUGCUACGAGGUACCCACAGGGUGGAAGUUCUUCUGCGGUCUGUUUGACUCGGACAAGAUGAACAUCUGUGGUGAGGAGAGUUUCGGAACCGGCUCCAACCACAUCCGUGAGAAGGAUGGACUGUGGGCUGUUGUCGCAUGGCUCAACAUCAUUGCUGGUGUUGGAAAGCAGACUGGCACCACACCCAGCAUUGCGUCGAUUCAGAAGGAUUUCUGGAAGACAUACGGACGUACUUUCUUCACCCGCUACGACUACGAGGGCUGCGAGACUGAGGGCGCCAACAAGGUCACUGCGCACAUGACAGAAUUGAUCACCACAAAGAAGGACGAGUUCGUCGGCUCUACCAUCGCUGGCCGUAAGGUCAUCGAGGCUGACGACUUCUCAUACACCGACCUGGAUGGCAGUGUCAGCAAGAACCAGGGCAUCUACGUCAAGUUUGACGAUGGCAGCCGCAUUGUCGUCCGUCUGUCCGGUACUGGCAGCAGCGGUGCCACGAUUCGUCUCUACAUCGAGAAGCACACCAGCGACGAGUCCACAUAUGACCAGGAUGCUCAGGAGUACCUGAAGGACAACGUCAAGCUGGCCACUGAUCUCCUCAAGCUGCAUGAGUACAUUGGCCGUACUGAGCCUGAUGUCAAGACUUAAGCAAGUUGCCUCCCGACAUAAUUGCGUACGAUGCUUGACGCGUGUACGAGCCAUGAUACUUUUAAAUUAGCAUAGCGAAAGGCAAUACCACUUAGUUUCAGCAGCCCAUUCGUGGCAGUUUGCUUCAUUGAUUUUCCGUGUAUUGUGCGCAUGAUGGAUUGCGCAUUGUGGCUUAGAGUGCGACGUCAU
Molecule: messenger RNA, 2103 nt
Organism: Boeremia exigua
Lineage: Eukaryota; Fungi; Ascomycota; Dothideomycetes; Pleosporales; Didymellaceae
Exons: 3
Coding region: 250-1914 (554 amino acids)
Biological process (GO): carbohydrate metabolic process
Cellular component (GO): cytosol
Molecular function (GO): phosphoglucomutase activity; magnesium ion binding
Source: RefSeq, a predicted model, not a curated record